Molecule: messenger RNA, 5021 nt
Organism: Mytilus trossulus (common blue mussel)
Lineage: Eukaryota; Metazoa; Mollusca; Bivalvia; Mytilida; Mytilidae
Exons: 35
Coding region: 77-4051 (1324 amino acids)
Molecular function (GO): iron ion binding; oxidoreductase activity; FAD binding
Source: RefSeq, a predicted model, not a curated record
GUAUCAAUUGUCCAAUAAGUAUAAACAUGUAUUGUGCUGUCAUUAAUUUGUAAACUGCUGGCAUUUAAAGAAUAAUAUGGAUACAAAGGAUUUGGCUGAGCUGGAUAAUUGUAUUGUAUGCCCUGUCUGCAACUCAAGACAUUUGUUUAGAAAUGACAAAGUUAAGGCAGGAGUGUUUGCUGCCAGCUGUGAAAGUUGUGGACAUUUUAUUAAAUUCCGUGUGAAAUCGGAUGUCAACUCUAAAAUCACAGUAACUAUCAAUGGACAGCAGUACACGGUUGGAAAUGAAUAUCCGCCAGCAACCAAACUUAACACGUACUUGCGGAAAGAAAGGAUUUCUGUUGGCACCAAAGUGAUGUGUCAUGAAGGCGGCUGUGGUAUCUGUCUUGUUGAGGCCAAGUUGUAUGAACCUAUGUCUGAUACAAAGAAGAGUUACCCAAUCAACUCUUGCCUCUGUCCAUUAUUCAUGUGUGAUGGUUGGGAGAUAACUACCAUAGAAGGUAUAAGUGACGUCAUCCCAAAACGUCUAGCCAAAUACAAUGGUUCACAAUGUGGAUUCUGCAGUCCUGGUCAGGUCAUGAAUAUGCAUGCAUUACUUGAUCAAAACGAGGGAAACGUUUCAAUGAAACAAGUGGAGGAUGCUUAUGAUGAUGUCAUAUGCAGAUGUACCGGUUACCGACCAAUAUUGGAUGCCAUGAAAUCAUUUGCACAAGACUCUCCAGAUUUGAAGAAAACAACCACUGUAGAUAUUGAGGAGCUUGGAAAGACAUAUUGUCACAAAACUGGUAAGCGUUGCCAUGGUGAAUGUCAUCCACGAAAAGGACAACAACUUCAAAUUGUUGGCAGCGAUGCUGUAUGGUAUAGACCUGAUACAUUUGAUCAACUUUUCAAAAUCCUAGCUGAUAACUCUGGAAAGAAAACAAGGAUGGUGUUUGGUAACACCGGACAAGGUAUAUACAACCAAGAGUUAGAGAUGGCUUGGUUUGAUGUCCUCGUUGAUAUAAGAGGAAUACAAGGCUUAUACAGUGUAAAUUUUGAUCCUACAGUUGUUCUAGGAGCAGGUUUGUCUAUUACCCAGGUAAUUGAUAUCUUUACCAGAUCCCAAUCUACACCUUCUUUCGGAUAUCUAGCAAACAUCAAAGACAUGCUAAUGAGAGUAGCUGGUAGAUCAGUGCGUAGUAUGGCGUCCUGGGCAGGUAACCUCAUGUUGAAACAUCUUCAUCCAGAAUUUCAGUCAGAUGUCUACGUUUCUUUGGAAGCUGCUAAUGUUAAACUUAUAAUAGCGAAUAGUGCUGGAUCUAACACGAUACCUAUCAGCCAGUUCCUUAAGACAGAUAUGACAAAUAAAGUGAUAGUUGCCAUGGAGGUACCAGCUAUGACUGACGACUACAUUGUCAGACUAUACAAGGUUGCUCAGAGGGCAGAGAACUCACAUUCCUUCGUUAAUGCUGGUGUUAGAAUGAAAGUUAACACAAACAAUAAAUGUCUAGUGAUGGAAAAACCUUGUAUUGUCUUCUCUGGAAUUUCAAAAGACUUUAUUCAUGCAGUACAGACAGAAACUUACCUUGCAGGCAAAUCAUUGGCAGACCCAUCUGUUUUACAAGGUGCAUUGACUAUUCUUGCAUCUGAAGUGAAUCCAGAUCCUAACAUUGAUGCUGUUGAGCCAAGUGUCGCAUACAGAAAGAACGUAGCAAUAGGAUACCUUUACAGUUAUAUUCUUGAUGUGGUAGGUGAUACAGCGAAAGGUAUUUAUAGAAGUGGUGCGAUACCUCUUACUAGACCACUUUCAUCCGGACAGCAGUCAUAUGACACCAAGCCGUUGGAAUGGCCACUUACUGAACCAAUGAUUAAAUUAGAGGCUCUGGACCAGACCACUGGUAGAGCAGAUUAUAUUAACGAUAUUCCAAUAGAACAAGGUACUCUGUAUGCUGCAUUUGUUAUAAGCACCGUUGGAAAUGCAAAACUUCAGAGCAUGGAUCCAUCAAAAGCUUUGAGCAUGCCAGGAGUAUUGAAAUUUAUAACUGCAAAGGAUAUUCCUGGACAAAAUAACUGCUAUUCUUCAAUAGCCGCCGAAAUCCCUUCUGUUCCGGAAGAGGUAUUAUGUGGAGGCGAUGUUAUGUAUGCUGGUCAGGCUUUAGCAAUUAUUGUUGCGGUGGAUGAAGAAACAGCAAACAGAGCUGCCAAACAAGUUCAGGUGACAUAUUCUGAUAAGAAAACCCCUAUUCUGUCUUUAGAUGAUGGAAUAAACAAGGGAUCAUUUUUACCAGACAUUUAUCCUCUGACGAAAGGAGACGCUCAAACUGCAAUCACUAAUAGCACCAAACAAAUAACUGGAAGCAUACAAUUUGGCGAACAGAAACAUUUUCCCAUGGAAACACAGAUCAGUUACUGCAAACCUUCACCAGAAGGAAUGGAUGUUGAGACGUCUACUCAGUGGAUUGACAACUCACAAAGAGCUGUUGCACUGGUUUUAGGAGUUCCCCAAAGCAGAAUUAAUGUAAAGGUUAAAAGACUAGGUGGAGCAUUUGGAUUUAAAAUAACAAGGAAUUAUAUAGUGUCUGCGGGUUGUGCGCUGGCAGCACACAUUUUGAACAGGCCUGUUAAACUGAAUUUGGAAUUUCACACUCAAAUGAAGAUGCUUGGAGGACGACUUGCUUAUAGAGCUGACUAUACAGUUGGAUGUACUGACCAGGGGAAAUUGAAUGGAAUCAAGAUGACACUGUAUGCAGAUGUAGGAUACAACGGAAAUGACAAUACUUUAUAUUCUGUAUAUGGAUUCAUCGAUAAUGCUUACUACUGUGAGAACUGGAAAAUUAACCCGAAAACAGUCAAAACGAAUAAACCUUGUAAUACGUACUGCAGAGCACCAGGUUCAACUCCAGGUAUAUUUAUCAUGGAAUCAAUUAUGGAACAUAUUGCAAAGGAAUUACAAUUGGACCCAACAGAUGUCAGGGUUCUUAAUUUGUAUCAAAAGGGACAGACAACACCACAUAAUAGGCCACUCCCGUAUUGCAAUAUCAGGCAAUUGACCACAGACUUGAUGACAUCAGCAGGAGUAAAACAGAGACAGACAUCAGUCCAGGCAUUCAAUCAGGCAAACAGGUGGAAGAAAAAAGGAUUAUCCGUUGUUCCAAUGAAGUUUGAAAUAAGUUAUAUUUACAUUCAUUACAAUGCAAUUGUAAAUAUAUAUGCCUGGGAUGGGAGUAUAUCUAUCUCCCACGGUGGAGUUGAAAUGGGACAAGGGAUCAACACAAAGGUAGCACAAGUUUGCGCAUUCGAGCUCGGUGUGCCAAUUGACAUUAUAAGUGUUAAAUCAACCCAGACAACAUCAAAUGCUAAUGAUUUUGUAACCGGUGGAAGUAUUGGCAGUGAACUGUGCUGUUUGGCUGUAUUGAAUUGUUGCACGGCAUUAAGAUCAAGGAUGGCACCAGUGAAAGCUAAAAUGCAGAACCCUUCAUGGAAAGACUUGACCCAGAAAUGUCUUUUGGAUAAAGUGGACCUGUCUGCCAGAUAUGUUACCUUCGAGCCUGGGACGCUUUUAGAGGAACCACAAUACAAUUCGUAUGGUGUUACCUGCACUGAAGUGGAACUAGAUGUACUUACUGGACAAUACCUUAUCAAUAGAGUAGACAUGCUGUUCGAUUGCGGGGAAAGUAUGAAUCCGAUGGUAGAUAUAGGACAAAUUGAAGGUGCUUUUACAAUGGGACUUGGAUAUUGUCUGUCAGAAAACCUUAAAUUUGACCCUCAGUCUGGUGAACUAUUAACCAAUAGUACAUGGGAAUACAAACCUCCGAUGGGUAAAGACAUUCCAAUCGACUUUAGAAUUCAAUUGCUGAAGAAUGCUCCUAAUCCAAAAGGUGUCCUCAGAUCAAAAGCUGUUGGAGAGCCACCAUUAUGUAUGAGUUCUUCAGCUUUGUUUGCAUUGAAACGGUGUAUAGAAGCUGCAAGAAAGGAUAUACAGAAAGACACAUAUUUUCCACUUAAUGGACCAACUUCAGUGGACCAGUUAUGUGAGUUGUGUCUAGCAGACCCUUCUCAAUUUGUAAUAUAACUUUAUAACAUUAUGUCUAUUCUAGAUAUGCAGUGUUUGUUCUGGAAGGUGGUAAAUUUUUAUUCAAUAUAUGAAGGUUAUUGUGAGUUCUGAAAGUUUGAAGAGAUUGAUCGAAACAAUCUUUAUUUCAUCACUCAUGAACAGUGAGAUUUGUUGAAUGUCUAAUAGCUACUUAUUAUUUAUAUGAUUUAAAAUAUUUACCCUGUAAGUAAUGCAUUAACAAAUAUGAUUGGGGCUAUAUAUCUCCUUAAUUCAUUGCAUUCAGUGGAAAUAUCCUAUAGAUAAUACGGAAUCUGAAUUUUGUGUAUCAUCGUUAUCGGUUGUGUAUUCAUGCAUAUUUGUAUCAUCCCAGUUGAACAAACUAACUAACUCCACACGAAAUAUGGUUAUCGGCAUAAAUCUACUUAAGCAUAGCUAUGUCAAUCCACCUAGACGGAAGUAGACCAAGCUUAGCAAGACGGAACUGUGUAAUUGCCCUGAAGCUAAUUCACUGUGUAUUUUCUUUGUAAUAGCAAUCUAAAGGGAAAUAUUGUAUGUAUAGGAGGAACAAUAUAAUACACUUUAAAAAGCAUUUCUUUUUAUUUGAAGUUGAAAUUCUUCAUUCGUAGUAAAAACCUGUAUUAUCUAUGAAAAACAUCUUCCUUAGUUAACGUUUUAAGUUUUUUGUCUUUGAUUUAUAGUGCAAAAUACAAGCUAUUGUCCUACAAUUUAACAGCCAGACAAUAUGAUAGUCGAGAACGUAGGAAUAUUUCCACAAUGCUAAGCAAAAUUGACUAUUUUAAAAACAGAUCGUGCGUGUCAAUAAGAAUUUUUUUUGGUUCUAUUUCCGACUAGAUUUCUGACACCCUUUCAAGAACUCUCACACCCAAAUAUUGAAAGCAUGGAUGUUGAAAUAUCAAAAAAUUAGUAUCUUUAUUAAAAUAUAUCUAAAAAGAAUAGCCAAAUUCAUCAAAUGUUAAAUUUCACUAAC